GCACACCACUGGACGAUACAUAUCAAACCCGUCGAAAGCAUAUCAAAGCCAACGAGUGAUACGAGUGCGAGGAGUAGAAAACAGUUUAACAAGUUCCCCAGACCCUCCGCUCCCCCACCCCCAAAGAAAACCCCAGGUUCCCAGACACCCACCCCGUUGAACCGUCGAACAGAAAGAGAGUAAUCCUACCGUGACUAGCCGGCCCCGUCGAGUCCGCGAACCCAGUUAGUCAACUACAAAUAAUGCGCAUACAAUAGGAUCGAUGUUACCGCAAAACUGUAUGUCCCUCCAUGAUAUUCCCAAGCGAAAAGAAGAGAGAUCUAUGGCGUUAUGCGUCCAGAAACAAUCCGGGUCCGUGCGAUGGGGCGACAGGAGCGCCGCCCGUCCAGCCACCACGGCCGCCGCCCCCUCCACAUCGACCCCGCCCUCAUCUCUGCUCCGGCUACUCCUGCCCCGAGGAGGACUCCCUGACGAUGCGCCAGCAGACGCCGCCGCCGCCGUACAGCUCGAUGUCCUGCGCCAUGGACUGCUCCAACUCCGGCUCCAACUCCAACUCCGGCUCCGUCUCCGGCUAUUGUCACAGUUUGAGUCUGAGCCACAACAACAACAACAACAGCCACCCCUACCGCCGCCUGCCAAAUCACAAGGAUCCGUUAUCGCCGCAUCCGUCAGCCUCCGACCGCUGCUAUACCGCUCCUGGCUGCAGUUGCGCAAGCUCCUGCGACGAUAUGUUGAUCGACGGAAGCGAUCAGGAGCGGAAUCGGGAGCGGGAGCGGGAACGGAAUCGGAAUCAUCCUGUGCAGCAGGUGGAUCGCCGGAUGUUGAGUGCCACCACCUUUGCGACCAUGUUUCGGAAUUGCUGCGGCGGGGCCACGGAGUCCACCAGCAGCGGGUCCACCACCUCCACGAUUUCACUUACCGCCGCCUCCGCCCAACAGCCAACAAACCAAAUCCCGAACGGGAGACGGACUCGCGAGGAUUUCGAUGCUCUGAUGAAGCAGCUAAAGCGCAAGCAGAUGGCCGAACUCCUGCUGGCGGUCAAGAGUCGCGUGGAUCCGCCGACCAGGACGCAUCGCGAGGCCGUGGCCACCACCGCACCCACCUACCUGCAGUGCAUCCUGAUCCCCUGCGCAACGGAGGCGGAUCGGGAGCAGCAUGUGACCGCCAGCCGGCUGUUCUUCUGGCCGGGCCUGAGGAGCGGCGAGGAGCUGAAGCGACUGCCCGUCUGUCCCGCCGCCCGCGACUGCGUCUACACGUGCUGCAACCCGCUGCACUGGUUCCGCAUCUUGCACCAGCCCGAAACAGAAGUCCAACCGCCGCCAUACCAACGCUCAAAAAUGCUGAGACUGAGAGAUGCAGAUUCCGAAGAAGACUCGCAGAACGAUGCAAAUUCGGCGGCGCUGAGCACGUGGAGCGCCCAAAGCAGCAGCAUUUCGAGCAUCUUCAAGCCGCCACUCUUCGAGUCGUUCACCACUGAUGGAAAAGAUCAUAACAUCAGCAGCAAGGUCUGGUGCCAAAUCGCCUACUGGGAGUUGGCCCACCGAGUCGGGGAGUUCUUUAACGCCAGAACGAAAGCAGUCAAUAUCUACACGGAUGGGAUCGUCGGCAGUGAAGGGGACAGCAUGUGCCUACGUGACCUCACUCCCGCAGGCAAGCAGGUCCACUCGGAGGCGAUCCAAACUACGCGGCAGAAGGUCGGAUUGGGGGUCACCUUGAGUCUGGAGAACGGCGAUGUUUGGAUCUACAACCGUGGAAAUACACCCGUUUUUGUGGACUCUCCCACCCUGGCAGAAAAUCUGGAUCGUGUGUGCAAAGUGAUGCCCGGCUACUGCCUGAAGGCCUUUGAAACAAAUAGGGCUCAACUGCUUAGCAUGAAACAGCAAGGGCAUCAGCACAUGGGACCCGUCGACUACUUCAGCAUAAAGAUCAGCUUCGCCAAGGGCUGGGGACCCGCCUACAAAAGACAGGACAUCAUGGGCUGCCCCUGCUGGCUGGAGGUGCACUUUAGCCAUCUGCGGUGACAGUACCUGCUGCAGGCCCUUUCGGCAGGACCUCAUCCGGCUACCCAUCACCGGGCGGAGCCUUUGGGUGGCGGAUACGACCAGGUGAGCAGCUGGCGAUCCCGUCAACUGCUCCGGAAGGCCCAGAAGCUGCUGACCCGGCUGUGCAGACAGGUGUGCGCUCUGACGGAUUACCCCGCGACGAGGACGAGAUGGAGGUGCCUGGCGGGCAGGAGAUCGAGCCGCCAGUUAACCAGUAAACAACCAAUAAUUUGGAACAACAAAGGACUGCAAAAGAAAUCAUUUUAAAUGUUAAUAUACAUAAUUACGAAACAAGUUUCAAUUACUGCUAGUAGACACAUCGAAAUUAAUUUUAACGCAUCUGAGUCGCAUUAAGUGAGAGAAAGAGGAGGAGGAGUCUAGAAGUGGCUGCGAGUCGGGGCGAAAUACAUAGUAAUUGAUUGUUAAAAAUACUUAGCAAAAAUUGAAAUCCUGUGAUUCACUCUAUAUAUACACAUGUAGUAAUGUACCGACGCGUGGGGCUAGAGCUCCAUUGCCAGUAGCUAUAUGAUAUGUAUAAAUACUUAACUUAUAUAUACAUACUUUACAGAAGGCACAUCAGGGUUAACAGUUUCGAGAAUGGCAGAUGAUAGUCUAGUUACGAUAAAACAUUCAGAAGCCACUACCUUUUCUAUGCGACGUUUUUAAAGGAACCCAAGCCCAUAAUUUAUACCCCACCCAAAUGAAACCAAACAUCACUGAAAUACAAAUCUGUUCAGUAGUAACUGCAUAGAUCCUAGGUUAAAAAGAACACCAUACAAACAAUUCGAUACGGUUUCAGACUCUAGCGCAUAGGGAAAAACAAUUGGCUUUUAGAAAGCGUACGUCAUGUUCGAACAUUAUUUGUAUUAUGUUGAUAUUUUGACUGUU
Messenger RNA from Drosophila takahashii, 2930 nucleotides. RefSeq names its product Daughters against dpp (gene Dad). Gene Ontology annotation, biological process: regulation of transcription by RNA polymerase II; SMAD protein signal transduction; anatomical structure morphogenesis. Gene Ontology annotation, molecular function: I-SMAD binding; transcription regulator inhibitor activity. The record is from RefSeq and is a predicted model, not a curated record. NCBI's taxonomy places the organism in Eukaryota, Metazoa, Arthropoda, Insecta, Diptera, Drosophilidae. Gene Ontology annotation, cellular component: heteromeric SMAD protein complex.